CCUUGAUUUUGCACUUGGCUACAAAGAGCAGAUCUGUCUAUUUUUCACAUUUGGGAUUACAACUGACAUUGGAUUGAACCUAAGAGAUGCUUUCUAUCAAAUCUCUGGUACAAUCCCCAGAAUCCCCAGCACAAGGCAGAAGCCUUGAAAGCCAAAUCACAUCUCUCUUCUCUCUAGCGCGCGGUUAUUCAUUCUGCUGUGUGUGUGACAGAGGAAGAGUCAGAGACAGAGAGAGAAAGUGAGUUUAGGGGGAGAGCAUCAGCCAAGACAACAAUUACAGGUGUGUAACACUCCACAGAAAACCCUGCGAUGCCACGCUCAUUUUUGGUCAAGAGCAAAAGGGUGUGGUCUCGCACCCGACGCCUCACACACUGCCACUCGCAGCCCAAGAGUGGACCCUUCGGCCGGCUCCAGGAAGUCAAAAUGUCUCCCAGAAGCCCCUCACCAGAUGUGGUCAGACAGUUCCGUUCUGUCUCAGCACACGACUACAAUGCCCCAAGUCACGCUUCCAUGACAACUAGCCUUCAUCCUGGUCCCAAAGUGAACUCAAACUGGACCACAUUUCCCAUGGGAGCGCCCAGGUGCCCUCCUCCUGACGGACUGGCCCAGCCUGAGCUGCCCUGGUCCCACUACGGGCCCACUGGCUUGGAGAGGGAGAUGGAGUUGGAGAGGCUGGUCCACGCUUUGCUGACCUACCGGCAGCACAUUAACCUCAAGGUCCCCCUCUAUGAGUGUCCCCUCUGUGAGAAGGUGCUCUCGUCUGGGGUAGGCCUAGUAACUCACCUGCGCAGGUCACAUGUCAGCAGAAUCCCGCUCCCAUUGGCUGGCUCAGUCAACUCUUCUGACCCUUCUUAUGGUUUCCAGUGGAGCACAGGAGUCUACGGCAGGACCAAGGAGCGUAGUUUUGGAUGUAAAGUGUGUGGUAAGGUGUUCAAGCGCUCCUCCACCCUUUCCACCCAUCUGCUCAUCCACUCUGACACGCGGCCCUACCCCUGUCAGUACUGCGGCAAGCGCUUCCACCAGAAGUCCGACAUGAAGAAGCACACUUUCAUACACACAGGGGAGAAGCCUCACGUGUGCGUGGUGUGUGGGAAAGCCUUCAGCCAGAGCUCCAACCUUAUCACCCACAGCCGCAAGCACAACGGAUACCGGCCAUUUGGCUGCCCGCACUGCUCGCGCUCCUUCCAGCGCAAAGUGGAUCUACAGCGCCACCUGGAGCAGAGCUGUAGCAACAGCAGCAGCAGCAGCAGCAGCAGCAGCAACAUGGGCACAGCUGCCUCCAACAGCUAUCACCCAAACUGAACUCUAUUGUGUGCACAAUGCAUACACAAA
This is a messenger RNA of Alosa sapidissima (American shad), 1332 nucleotides long. Its product is annotated as zinc finger protein Gfi-1b-like. The record is from RefSeq and is a predicted model, not a curated record. NCBI's taxonomy places the organism in Eukaryota, Metazoa, Chordata, Actinopteri, Clupeiformes, Clupeidae. Gene Ontology annotation, biological process: regulation of transcription by RNA polymerase II. The coding region runs from base 310 to 1302 and encodes 330 amino acids. The transcript has 7 exons. Gene Ontology annotation, molecular function: DNA-binding transcription factor activity; RNA polymerase II cis-regulatory region sequence-specific DNA binding.